UAUGCGACUCCACUAUGACUUGCGGCAUCAAACCUACAUUUGGAAACUAUCCAAAUCUCUUCUUGCAACAUACGCUGUAGACGAGAAUAGGCACAUACUGCUGUGCUGGACUGCAGUAUUUCUAGCAAUAAUAAAAUUGUUGACAUUUUGUCACUAAGAUAAUAAAAUUGUUUCUCGAUUAUAGCGCUGAACAGUAGUACGUAGACAGAAAUGGAAUAUCGCUGUGUAUAAUUGCGCAGUGAUGUAA
Molecule: messenger RNA, 247 nt
Organism: Periconia digitata
Lineage: Eukaryota; Fungi; Ascomycota; Dothideomycetes; Pleosporales; Periconiaceae
Source: the annotation of a GenBank genome assembly